AUGGCGACACCGCAGAGCGAGACACCGCAGAGCGAUCUGGUAGAAUACCAGGGAGUCAAAUACAAUGUUGUCAAAGAGGGAUUGGCGAAAAUUCUCAACCCACCUUCCCAAGAAGCCGCUUCCAAGGGAACGAAGAAAGAUCUCAAAAGCGACGACCAAGUGCAAUCGGUUUUCUACAACCCAAUUCAACAAUUCAAUCGCGACCUGAGUGUACUAGCCAUUCGUGCGCAUGGGGAACACAUCAUCGACUUGAGGAAGCAGAAAGCGGCCCAGAAGAUAAAGAAGCGGGCAGGCAAUGGGGAAAAGAAGCGGAAGCGCGAAGACGACCAGACUGAGAACCCGAGACCUGCCCCGGGCACCGAACAAAAGGGAGACGCCGAGGUGGAUACUGAGCUAGCACAACCUCCCCCAGUCGAGCAAGCACCUCAGCCAGAAGCCAAGCCUGAACAAGCAGACCCUGUACCGUCUUUCACUGUCCUCGAUGCUCUUUCUGCCACAGGGUUGCGAGCUCUUCGCUAUGCCUCGGAGCUCCCAUUUGUCACAAAAGUCGUGGCCAAUGACCUGUCAGAAUCGGCUAUCAAAUCCAUGAAGACAAACAUUGCCUAUAACAACAUCGAGACAAUUCAACCAAACUUGGCCGAUGCUCGGGUCUACAUGUAUGGGCUCGACAACGCGAGCAAGUUCGAUGUAAUUGAUUUGGACCCAUACGGCACAGCAUCUCCAUUCCUGGAUGCUGCAGUGCAAGCAGCUAAGGAUGGCGCCCUUCUAUGUGUUACUUGCACCGAUGCCGGUGUCUGGGCCUCAACGGGCUAUUCGGAAAAGGCCUUCUCUUUGUACGGCGGUAUCCCCAUCAAAGGCUCCCACUCCCACGAAGGUGGUCUAAGAUUGAUCCUGAAUUCACUUGCCAUGUCCGCAUCCAAAUACGGCGUAGCCAUCGAGCCAUUGCUGUCUCUGUCUAUCGACUUCUACGCUCGCGUCUUUGUUCGGGUCCAUCGUUCCCCGGCACAGGUCAAGUUCAACGCGGGCAACACAAUGCUCGUCUACAACUGCGACUCAGGGUGCGGAGCAUGGUCAACACAGACCAUCGGGUCAACAAAAGCCAAACUCGACCGCAGAGGAAACCCCAUUCACCACCACGGCAUAAACAAAGGGCCAACAGUCGGACCGCAGUGCGAACAUUGCGGCUCAAAAACACAUCUUGCAGGCCCCAUGUGGGCUGGCCCGCUACACAAUCCUCAUUUCAUCCAGAAAAUCCUGGACAUGCUUCCCGGAGCCGACCCCGACACAUACCAGACAUGUGCUAGGAUCGAGGGCAUGUUAACCACAGCCCUUGAAGAGGACCUGGACCUUGCACCAUCUCAAUCCGAGAUAUCCACCCCGAAACAACCGGCAUCAAACACAAAGAACCAGCAAGAUGCCGAAUACCCCGCCAUAAUUCCGCGAAUGGACGUCGCCGCUCAAGAAAAAUACCCCUUCUACUUCUCCCUCAGUUCUCUCGCAAAGGUCGUGCACAGCACUACCAUCCCAAUCGACGAGUUCCGCGGCGCUAUCGCCCAUCUCGGCUAUCGCUCUACUCGCAGCCACACCAAGCCCAAUUCCGUUCGCACCGAUGCCCCCUGGGAGGUGAUCUGGGAGAUUAUGCGCGAGUGGAUACGUCAGCGAGCUCCCAUCAAGGAAUCUUCAUUGAAGCCUGGAACACCCGGCGCAGCGAUCAUGGCCAAGAGCCGUGACAACCUGCGCAAACUAGGCGACGAAGACCAAUGGUUGUCGCUUCUCAAGAAGGAACUCAUGUCUGCCGUCGAGGCUGGUCGAGAUGUUAGUGACUUGGUCACUAAGGUCGAAGCGGCUUUGUAUCGAUCUGGUUCUCGGACCUCGUGGCAAACUGCUGCUCCUUCUGGUCCUUCGGAGCCUUCACGUCCGGAGGCUGAGCCCCAGCCUGCACCUGACAAUGCACCGGCUACUACACAGCCGCAAGCGUCUAACCGGGCUCAUCCCAGUGCCCUCAAGGUGGAGUUCGACGAGGCUCUAGGCCGUCAGGUUUCUGCUGCGCAUAGCACUAAGCGACUUGUGCGCUACCAGCUCAAUCCGCGGGCUAACUGGGGACCUCUGAACCGUGCUGGACGAUAA
This is a messenger RNA of Penicillium bovifimosum, 2127 nucleotides long. RefSeq names its product tRNA (guanine26-N2)-dimethyltransferase. Lineage: Eukaryota; Fungi; Ascomycota; Eurotiomycetes; Eurotiales; Aspergillaceae. The coding region runs from base 1 to 2127 and encodes 708 amino acids. Gene Ontology annotation, cellular component: nucleus. Gene Ontology annotation, biological process: tRNA N2-guanine methylation. Gene Ontology annotation, molecular function: RNA binding. The record is from RefSeq and is a predicted model, not a curated record. The transcript has a single exon.